AUGUCGGUGUCAGGAGUUCACAACUGGCUCUGCCUUAUUAUCACCACAGCUGUGACUCUUGUCGGGAUGACUGGAAACGGAUUCAUCUUUCUUUCAGACUGCCAUGAUUGGAUCCGAAGCAAAGCACCGUCGGGUCCUGGCCUCCUGCUGAUGACGCUCAGCCUGACCCGAUUUAUUUUCCUCGGAAUCACGCUCGGCUUCCAUUGUUUUGGCUUCCUUGAUAUUAAUCGACCCAAAUAUGCUGGACGUGUCACCAUUUUCUUCUGGACCUUUUUCAAUGCCACCACCCUGUGGAUUACUACCUGCCUUGGAGUAUUCUACUGUGUGAAAAUUGUCAACUUCAGCCAGCCCUUCCUGGUGAAAAUGAAGCUCAGGAUUUCCAGCAUGGUUCCCCAUUUGCUCGUUGCGGUAGUCUUGGUUUCCUUGAUUUCGGCUCUUCCUUUCCUCUGGAUUGACGAUCACAACCAGUCUGACAACCCAGAGGGUGUACGUGAGGUGAGGGUUCAGAUGUUCCUGUUCAGCAUACUGUAUAUUCUAGGGACUUUUCCAUCGUUUGUGAUAUUUUUAAUUUCCUCUGGUUUUUUAAUUUACUCCCUUGUGCACCACGUGAAGAGGAUGCAGAAUAGCUCAGUUGGCUUUCGAGAUCAAAGGAUGGACGUUCAUCUGAAGACCACUAAGAUCUUGACCUCCUUCCUCAUCCUCUAUGCCGCAACCUUUGUAGCAGAAAUCUCAAUGACCUUUUCUCCCAGUCCCUGGACAAUGGUUAUAUCCAACAUAGUGGUUAGUUCAUAUAAUUCAGGACACACCGUUGCUUUGAUUGUCAUGAAUUCCAAACUGAGGGGACGAUUAUGCAAGAUGUUCUGGUGUUUCAGAAAACAGACAUGA
Protobothrops mucrosquamatus (brown spotted pit viper) is the source of this 885-nucleotide messenger RNA. RefSeq names its product taste receptor type 2 member 9-like. Gene Ontology annotation, biological process: detection of chemical stimulus involved in sensory perception of bitter taste; G protein-coupled receptor signaling pathway; sensory perception of taste. Lineage: Eukaryota; Metazoa; Chordata; Lepidosauria; Squamata; Viperidae. Gene Ontology annotation, molecular function: G protein-coupled receptor activity; bitter taste receptor activity. Gene Ontology annotation, cellular component: membrane. The record is from RefSeq and is a predicted model, not a curated record. The transcript has a single exon. Bases 1 to 885 code for a protein of 294 amino acids.